AUUACACCCUUAGUUUUCAAGUAUUUUGUGGCAGUCAAAGAUGGACAGGACACCACGGCACUGAAAGCAGAGAUUGCUGAAAAGUUUGGCAAACUUGAAGAGAUUCUGUCCAAACGCAACACUGUGUUUUAUGGUGGUGACUCAGUCUCCAUGUUUGACUACAUGAUCUGGCCGUGGUUUGAACGUCUGGAACCAUUCCAGCUGAAGGACUCUUUGAGUCACACCCCAAAGCUCCAACGCUGGAUGGAGGCCAUGAAGGAGGACCCUGCUGUCAAGUCUACAAUGACUGACCCACAGACAUUCAAAGGUUACCUCCAGCUCUAUUUGAAGAACAGCCCUGAGGCAUGUGAUUAUGGGCUCUGAGGUGCCAGCAGCCGCAUGCUUGCUGAAGUGUCAUUGCUUCUUUUCAGUGUUAGCUGUGGGGAUCUAGAGUAAUUUGAUGUGGGCUCUUCUGUGGUUGCAUUUCAUAAUGGGGAAUAAAUCUGUGCUGAAAAGGCUUAGAAAUCUUCUGUGAACUCCACUCCUUCCUGACUGGAGGAGGAUGUGUUGGAUUCAGUCAGGACAUGAAAAGUCAUUGCUGGCCAUGUAUAUUGCGUGAAACAAAACGUUGGCUUUACUUGGAGGUGGUGCUCUGUUAUCUCUGGCCUCUUUGCAGGCGUUGCUGGUGGGCAGUCCCUGAACUGACCCUGUUACUUGGUUUAAAAAUUGUAAUACUCGUGUCUUGAAAAUAAAUAAAAAGUAAACGAUGUUGUCU
Molecule: messenger RNA, 754 nt
Organism: Pterocles gutturalis (yellow-throated sandgrouse)
Lineage: Eukaryota; Metazoa; Chordata; Aves; Pterocliformes; Pteroclidae
Gene: GSTO1
Product: glutathione S-transferase omega 1
Exons: 3
Biological process (GO): glutathione metabolic process
Cellular component (GO): cytoplasm
Molecular function (GO): glutathione dehydrogenase (ascorbate) activity; glutathione transferase activity
Source: RefSeq, a predicted model, not a curated record